Messenger RNA from Schistosoma haematobium, 2445 nucleotides. RefSeq lists its product as uncharacterized. The record is from RefSeq and is a predicted model, not a curated record. NCBI's taxonomy places the organism in Eukaryota, Metazoa, Platyhelminthes, Trematoda, Strigeidida, Schistosomatidae. The transcript has 2 exons. The coding region runs from base 1 to 2445 and encodes 814 amino acids. Gene Ontology annotation, molecular function: nucleic acid binding; zinc ion binding.
AUGGAAACACGGAGCAAAAGGCUGAAGGAAAAUGACGAAAUGGAUGGUAAAAUUUCUAAAGCUGUUUGUGGUAUGUCUGAUGUUAAUGAUGAUAAAUGUGAUAAUGUUAGUAUUAAUAGUAUGUCCUCUAGUCAGCUUAGUACCUCUAGAUUAAAAUUAGAUAAAGCAUUACUGAAGAAAAGGAAUUUAGAAAAGAGACUUGAAUUAGAACGGCAACUUAAGAUGUUAGAUCUCCAAGAAGAGGUUGACAUCGCUGAAUUAGAAUACAAGGCCAUCGAGGACGAUGAACGAUUACCCGUAGAUAAAUGUGGGAUAAAUGCUGAAGUGAAAAAUUAUUUGGAUUAUGAUACUGGGUGUAAUAAUCACUCAGGGAAGGUAUGUAACAUCUCAAAUAUCGAUUGGGUUGAGGAACUGAAGGACACGUUACAUACAAUGGUUAGUAACAUGGUUUUACCUAGGAUCGAUAUGAUGUACUUUGAUGGGCAACCGGGUCAUUAUUGCCGUUUCAUUAGUCAGUUUAAUAGCCUUAUAGGGAGUAAAUUGUCAGGUAAGGGCCAAUUGUUGUCGUAUUUGUUAUACUAUUGUAAGGGAAAGGCCAGGACAGCUAUUGAAGCUUGCAUUUCAUUACCCAUUCAUUUGGGUUACGAUAGAGCUAAACAGAUUUUGUAUGACCUGUUUGGUGAGGAACACCUUGUUGCUCGCGACAUGAUUACUGAGUUACUUAACCACAAAUCUGUUGAAGGAUCAGCCGAUGGCUUAACUGACUUUGCAAUUAAGCUACGUAAUGUAUGCAUAACGUUUCAGGAAAUGGGGUAUAUGUCUGAUAUGAAUUCUCCGGCUAAUUUGGAAAGAACUGUGUCAUGUUUACCCCUAGAAUUACAGAAUAAGUGGGUGGAAGUUGCCGAUAAGAUCAUGAUGACCGAGAGGGAGCCGGUCUUUGAAGAAUUUGUGAUCUUUGUAGAAGAAAGAGCCAGGAUUUCUCGAACACGUUUCGGUAGAUUGGCACAUUGUAACUCAAAGUCCAGUAAAAGUAAUUAUGAAAGCAAAGUUGAUAAGAGAUCGCGUCUUAAUGUAGUUAAGCUGGAACCAAGCAACUCAUUCACGGCUCUCAGUUGUGAAAUUUGCUUUGCUGAUCACAAAGAGACAGAUUGUGCGAAGUUAUUGAAAAUGAAUGUUACAGAAAGGAGACAGGAAAUGAGAAGACGUGGUCUAUGUUACCUGUGUUUAAGGAAGGGUCACAUGGCUAAGUCAUGCAACUCGGAUAUCAAGUGUGACGUUGGUAAUUGCAAGGUUCUGCAUAAUUCAUUGCUACAUAUUGAUGGUAUUAGUAACCGUGUAGUAAACGUAGUUAAGGAUUGGAAUUCGUCGAAGGUUUGCUUGGGUAUCAUUCCGGUCAGAUUGUAUGGUUCGAAAGGAACAUUGGAAACGUACGCCCUUCUUAAUAGUGGUUCAGAUACUUCUCUUGUAUGUGAAGAGUUAAUUAAUCAGUUGGGUCUCAAAGGUAAGGAGACUUCGAUAAAGGUAACGACUGUGAAUGGAACUACUACUUGUGAAUGUUUGGAAGUAAAUUUAGAGAUAUUUUCAUUAGAUGAACAGGGUUAUGUGAAGAUCAACAAGGCUUAUACGACUAAGAAGUUUCCGAUCGAUUGUGUAGAACCUUUAACCGAGGAACAGCUGCGAUCGUGGGAGCAUUUGAAAGACAUCACCCUCCCGACGCUGCAAAGUAAUCCAGUAGGAGUGUUGAUUGGGUGUGACACUCCAGACGCACAUUGGGUUCUGGAACAACGUCUGAGAGACCGGGGACAUCCGUUUGGUGUGCGUACGCCUCUCGGUUGGAUGGUUUUAAGUCCCAGGGAGUCUUAUAGGUCCAUAAAUACAGUACACAGUUGUCAUUCUCAUGAUGUUUCUCCGGAUCUAGAAAGAUUAUAUAGUUAUAAGUUCGAGGAGGGAGACUAUUUUGGUAAACAGGGUUCACUUAAAUCAAAGGUUUCUGUAACAGUGGAACUAAACGAAGAAAUGUGUUUGGAAAAUUCGCUUAAUAAACGGCAAUAUAAUGUAAGUGUUGAUGGGUCUCGUAAUGAAUUUUACGGAAAGGUAGUAGACAAUUCAUCUGUAUUUCCAAAAGAUCUGAUGUUCAUAUUGGAUUUACGUAGCAACAUUACCAGGCAGUGGUCCAUACGAUUUAAUUUGUGGCUAAUGAUCAUGGGAAAAAGAUCUUUAUGUUCUGCGGACUCAAAUAGUUGUUUGUGUGUGAAUAUGGAAUUGUGCCUCAAGCCAUUCAUUAUGGUUACUCAUUUUCUAAAAGGACUAGAAGAGUCUAGCAGUGUUGUGAUUUGGAAUCAGAAUAAAGAGUUGGCGAACGACAUUUGGUCGAUUAUUUGUGAAUUACGAAUAAAUUUGGUAUCUAAAUUGGAGCUUGGUUCCGUUGUUAAUUUGGGUUCGUAA